Messenger RNA from Diaporthe citri, 726 nucleotides. RefSeq lists its product as uncharacterized. NCBI's taxonomy places the organism in Eukaryota, Fungi, Ascomycota, Sordariomycetes, Diaporthales, Diaporthaceae. The record is from RefSeq and is a predicted model, not a curated record. Gene Ontology annotation, cellular component: fungal-type cell wall. Bases 1 to 726 code for a protein of 241 amino acids. Gene Ontology annotation, biological process: fungal-type cell wall polysaccharide metabolic process. The transcript is spliced from 2 exons.
AUGCUCUGGGGUGGCCCCUCCGACAUCAACGACACGUCCUUCCUUAACACCGUCAAAGGUCUUGUGAACAACGGUACCAAGAUUUCCAACGUUUUGACCUUCAAUGAACCAGAGAUGUCCGAAAACGGCGGCAGCAACGUCAGUCCAGGGUACGGAGCCCGAGUCUGGGUGAAUAAUAUUAUUCCCCUUCAGAAGCUGGGCAUCAGAGCCGGUCUACCCACCCCAGCCGGCUCAGAGCGUGGCCUACCGUGGUUAGAGCAGUUUCUAGGCAACUGUUCGAGCAUCACCGGCACACAAUGCGCGUACGAUUUCGUGACUCUGCAUUGGUAUGGCGCUUUUGAGGGGCUGGCAAGCCAUAUUGGCCAGUACGCUGCAAGAUUUCCGAACACUUCGAUUUGGGUCACCGAGUACAACCUCAAUAACCAGUCUCUGAGAGACACACAAGUUUUCUUUAAGAUGUCGGCCGAGUACUUGGAUCGUCUACCUUAUAUCGAGCGCCACUCAUUCUUUGGAGCGUUUCGAUCGUCAGUGUCAAAUGUUGGCACCAACGCGACCAUGCUCAGCGUCGGAGGGAGACUGACCGACAUUGGGAGAUGGUACUUGGGCCGGGUCGGCAACGGCGUGGACCCAAAUAGCACAGAUUCUGGGAGCCAGGCACCUGGCCGUCGGUGGGCGGUUCCGUCGUCUUUGGUGCUCGUCUUUCUUGCAAUUAUUCUGGUCGUAUGA